Xyrichtys novacula (pearly razorfish) is the source of this 7429-nucleotide messenger RNA. The record is from the annotation of a GenBank genome assembly. NCBI's taxonomy places the organism in Eukaryota, Metazoa, Chordata, Actinopteri, Labriformes, Labridae.
AUGGAAAAGCCGAAACCUGUGAACACUGUUGCUUCUGCACAGUUGGUUGGAGAAUCAAGUACUUUUAUCUGUACUGAGUGUGGUGAUGGGUUCAGCCAGUAUACCAAUUUGUUGACACACAUGGCAAGUCAUGGACCUCUGGAGUCCUUCACCUUUGAUGGCUCUUCCAAUGGAUUUGAAAUUCCACGGGAAUAUGUGCUACAAGAAAAUGGAACACUGACAGUCGUGAAUGGCUUUGUGCGGUCACAGUCACCAGUAAAACCAGCAUCUCCUGGUAUUCUUCCAUCACAUUAUCAUUCUAUCCCUAGCAGACCAGUGUCUCCAACCCCAAGGCCACAGCCCACUCCUUUCAGAGAUGUGUUCAGGCCGAAGCCAUCAGAUCUGAACAUCGACAAAUCACGACAGGGCCAUUUCCGCUGCGAAAUAUGUGGUAGAUCAUUCAACAACCUGCAAAGUUUACAUCGUCAUCAGCAAUAUCGAAAUACAGAGCGAGGGUACAAGUGUACUUUGUGCUGCAAGAUUUUUGAAGGUAGACAGGACCUCAAGAAACACCUUCAAAGCCACAUCAGUGAAAGGUUUCACUGUUGUAGUCACUGUGGUAAGCGGUUCCUCAAAGUGGAUGCACUGAAAACCCAUCUUAAAGAAAAGCACCCACCCCCCAUUGCCAAAUCACUAGACCGACCUGAGAGUAAGCAGGGUAAAAAGAUGGAGAAAAAUUACUCUUGUAAAAAGUGCAAAUUGAACUUUUUCUGGAUAUCAGAUUUUCAGACACAUGCACUGUACCAUUGCAAAGGAAAAGUACCUAUAGCUACUUUUCCUUCUGAAAUUGAAAAUGAAGUGCAUGCAAAGAACGGAGAAGUCAUGCCACUUGAAAACUGUUACAAUGGUAAAUCUGUCAACAUCAAGAAUGGUGAUAGUACAAUCUUUAAAGACUCUAGUGGUAAGCUUGAACACUCCUUCACACCAUACAGAUGUGGUUUAUGCGGGGAUCGUUUCCAAAAGUUAACAGCCCUGAAAGAGCAUCAUCGCACUCAUCAAACGCAGGAAGAGAUAGAUCAGCAGAGCCAAGAAUCACAAAAAACUUUUAAACGAAAAAUACCACCGAAAGCCAGGCGUAGAAGAUCAAGUAAUCCUAAUGGCAAAUUGCAUCCUUGCAAACACUGCCAUCGUGUCUUUAAUCAUUCCAGUAGUUUAUCAAGGCACAUGAGAUACCAUAAGGGUACCAUGCACACAUGUGCACUUUGUGGGAGACACUUUCCACAGCGCUGUGAUUUGAGACGACACAUAGCCAUGUACCACAAAACUGAAUUGGAAAAGAAGCCUGGCUUGAAAAACUUGUUAACAGAUCCACAAAACGGACCUGAGCAGAAUUCUGUGAUUGGCGAGAAAAUCACAAACUCUCCAGAUGAGAAAACCAAGAGUUCCUCAGACAAUGAACAAACUGCAUCCCAAGAGCAGCAUCCAGUGGGUAAGCAAGCAGGUAGAGGGAGGCGGAAGAACUACAAGUGCCAGGAAUGUGGAAAGAAAUUUGGGUUGUUAUGUGUUUACCAACGGCACUUGCGUUACCAUAAAAAGGAGCCCAACAAGUGCCCCAGAUGUCCAGCUCAAUUCAUGAAUUCAUCCUCCCUUGAACUUCACCUUCAGAAUCACCCAAAUGUGGAAGAGGCAGAGGAUGUUGGACAAACAAGUCAUGCCACUGGUUCAAGCAGAAACUCUACCAAAGAAAAAGGCAAUCAAGAGGAUGCUGAGGAUGACUAUGUGAACAAUAUUCAAAAGGAUCAAGCUAAUUCUUCAGAUGCUCUCUAUGAAUGCACUGAGUGCACUGAGACAUUUUCGUGUUUAGAGACAUUUCUUCAGCACCAGUCUUCUCACAGCUCAGAAAAAAAUGGGUAACUAUUAUGCCUGGCCUGUUGUUUUAGCCAGCAACUACAUUCAAGGAAUUCGUGUUUUUGAUUGUUUCGAUUGAAAAUAUUUUUGUAUAACUGUAGAUCAUUAUUAUAGAAUUUGUGAAAAUGUUGCCUCACUUCUUUUAUUCAUUUUCUUUGGCAUCAGUAAAAAUCGAGUUAGAGCUAGAGAAAGGGUGAAUGGUGGGUCGGUGGUCAAAAUGAACCAAGAGAAAAGACUACAAAGAACAAAAAGACAUGGUAAAUGUGUCUCCAACAGGCUAUGGUUAGAUCUUAAAUGUGUUGCUUUUCAUUGUAUUUUGUAUGGUAUUGCUACAUUGUUUAACUUGUUAAUAUGUGAUUUGGGUAUUUUUUUUAAUAUGUGGUUACCUUUGUGAAUAAUUGCCUGUUUUGAAAAGAUAGCAUUGUAACCAAUACGCUUUUUAAGUGAACCAUUAAAGUCAAACACAAAUUCUAUAUGAUGUCAGUGUAAUAGUUCCUAAAUCACCUUUUAAAAAUGUCAAGGUCGUAUCAUGGAGACAGCUAGGUAGUCAAAGUGCAGCACUAUCCCGAGUCUUGAGCAAAUUGUAUAUUUCAUGGAAACCAUAUUGUCCAGUAUGAAUAAUCCUAUCUAGACAAUGAUCUGGAAAGUAAUGAGUAAAUGAUGGGAGUGCAUAAAGGAGUAAAUUGAUACAGAUUUUCUCUGGUUUGCCUCAAAAUAUUGUUUGCUUUAAGAUUUUGGCUGUUUGAUUGAAGAUAACCAGGUUCUAUGGGCAAUCAUUCUAAAUUCGAUUACAUCAUCAUAUGGUACACUUUUUACUUUACUCUUGCUGAAAAAUCCACAGCACCCUAGCUCUUCACUUCAGAAUCAGAGAUGUUGUUGUGAGCAAAUGUUGUUUGCAGCUUUGUCAAUGAAAAUUGGUACUCAGCUGGUGCUAUAGAAAUAUUGAUUGAUUAAUUUGUGUAGCAUUAUCAAGUUUGACCUUGGGAUUACAGCCAAAGUGCUGAAUUAAUGGUUUACCUGUUAUGUCAAGGGCACACAGGGAUUGUCAAGGGCACACAUGUCAAUCACUCAAAGGCAGAUAGCUUUUAACAGUGCAUUGUUAAAGGGACAUUUCAGCGUAAGAUUAAGUUAGGAUCAAACACACUGUAACACUAGGUUAGACACCCCCUUGAGAGAUGAAUGUUGCUGACUGCUUGCUUCUCUAGUUAUACCAACUUUAGUAACGACCCAAUGAUAGCAAUACACAGCAGGCCCAGGAGCAAUGCGCUCAACCAAAAAGCCUCUCUAUAGCCACAAAUAUUGCCCACAACAGCAACCAACCAACUGCAGCGGGGUUCGCAGCUCAAGGAAGAUUUAUGAUCAUUUCUUCAUGGAAAUGGUAUCAGACUGAGACGCUAAGGCAGAACUACUGCUUCUGCAGUGCAAAAUGAUAAAUAUGAUGAUCAUCACUUCAAGGAAAUGAUAAAGUAAUGAUUACAAAUGUUGUUCCUUGAGCUGCAUCACCUUGCAGCAGUCCGUAAUGGAUUGGCCCGAGGUCUCGCUACAAACAAGUGGCUGCUGGUAGAGAGUAGGUGAGUUGUGUUUAGUCUCUUUGCAAAAUAAAUUAGGCAAAGUUAAAAAGAUGUUUGGUGGCUAGUGCUGUGUCAGGACCCUAAAUGUACUGUUGAAGUUAGGUGCUGUUCUAAGCAUUAUUUGUGGCUUUUGAGUGGCUUUUUGAUUGAGCACGUGGCUCCUUUGACUGCUAUGUAUUGAUAUCGUGCAGUUGUUAUUAAAGUUGGUAUGACUAGAGAAGCAAGCGGUCGGCAAUAUUCAUCUCUUGACAAGGUGUCUAACUCAGUGUUACGGUGUGUUUGACCCCAACUUCAUUUUACGCCGAAAUAUCCCUUUAAACCCUACCAGACAAAUUGAACAGCUAUUAGCCCUAGGAUUACGGAUGUCCCGAUACAAGUGUUUUACUUCCGAUAUGAUACCGAUAUUGUAGCCCUCAGUAAUGGCCAAUACCGAUAUUGAUCUGAUAUUGGCACAAACUUUUGCAUGACAAGUUUUGCACUCAGCUACAACAUCUUUUUCGGACUUAAACAAAAAUACUGCCACAUGGCCGAAUUUACUCCUACUCCUCACUACUUUGUUAGUACCUUAGAACACACUACUGCAGUGAUUACGUGGGCUAUGUAUGCUUGAUCCAGGCACUGCUAGAUAGAGGUGCUGGAGCAGAGUGCUAAUAUCGGAGAUUUUAGAUGCAGGCCAAUAUAAUCCGAUAUUUGUUUUUUUGAUAUAUCGGACCAAUAUCUGAUAUCAAUAUUGCAUUAGGACAUCCCUACCUAGGAUAUUGUUUAGCCAUGAGUGAUGUUGUCAACCACAAAAUGGAUGGCCAGUUUGAGAGGCCAGUUAAAAGGACAUACCUAUCAGACUUCAUUGGUAAAUUUGGCUUUGUUGGUGUGGUGGUACGAAACUAUAGAUCAGGUGGUAACCAGACAUCUGUAAAUAUGCAGCAAAAAAUCCCAUUUAAAAUACUGUGGACAUAAACAGAAAUUUAUGAUGUAAUGUGAACUGAUAUGGAGAUGUGUGAGAGGUUUAAUUGGGCAUUGUGCAAAAAAAGUCACAUGGGGCAAAAGGCAAGCUCUCAAAAAGGUACCUCUUGUAGUACAAUGAAUAUCUAGAAUUCAAAGUUCUUCAUAUAGAAUUCUAAUUUUGUUGCACCCUCAUCACGUGACAGCAGAACUGCCAACCCACCCCAUCAAUUGUCACUGUUUAAGAAGCAGGAUUGCCCCCCUCAACAGACCCAAGCUCCAGGCUCUGGGGCCCCUGAUGGCCAUCACAAACCAAACAUAUGUCAGUAGGUUGUGAGAGAUAGUAUAUCAACAGGGUUAUCAAAGGGGCACAUCCUUGAUCUCUGGGGAGCAUAACAGUUAGUCUUGGCAUUCAAGGGGUACCACCUUCAUGGUGGCUCUCAGUUACCGUCAUAUAUCCAUAUGCAGAUCUUGGUCACUGACCGAAAAAGGGAACUUGUUCCAUUCCAACCUUCUUUGAAGUGUUGUUGACCUUGCCUGACCACCUUCCCGUUCUCAAAGCAUGAUGCAGAGAAGUGUACUAGUGCAGUUUUCACCUUGCAUGGAUCAGAUGUUCAGCAUCUGCACUGGUAUUCAUCAAUCCCUGCCCAGAGAUCAGUGAUUGUAAAAGUUAAGCUGCACAUUCACUUAUAACUUACCUGAGCAUGUCUUGCCAGUUCGCUACCAUAGACUGUAUAUUCUAUGGACAACUUGGUUCCGCCCAUCGCCUGUAUACGGAUUUGAUGCCAAAUAGCUCUCUGUUGUUUCAGGAUUUUUCUUCAUUUCCUGAAACCAGCGUUGCGCAGUAGCGAGGGCACGCAGUCGCCAAGAGUCGCUGUGAUGACGCUCAGCUCAAACAACGUAUCUCCCCGGGAAAGCUACGCAAUCCCUGAAUGCCCACAGGCCGUAUCAAGUGUCAAUCAUAGAAAACAUGAACCCCCUAAUAACUUUUAAAAACGGAGCUUCACAGAAAAAAAGAGGACUUGAGCACAAGCCAGUCUUACUGUAACUACAUGUCAACAUCACAAGCAGGGGGGAGAAAAAUCUAUAUUCUGUGUAAUUAAUUUCUAAAGUUUGUCCACAGCUCCAUAAGCUUUGCUGGCGGAGGCGGGAUUUAUGACCUAUACUGCAGCCCAUCAACAGAGGGUGCUGUUCUCAGAGUGGCUUCACCCAGCGAGGAGGCAGACUCUGUCCAUUCUUUAUACAGUCUAUGUUCGCUACCAAAUCGGAUCGCUGAAGCAGUUAGAUGCUAGCUUAAUGGUUCAGGAAAUUACAAUGGUUUUUAUGGAUGUUGCUUUUUUCAAACGUUAAGGGACAGAAGGGGAGCAAGCCACCAUAAUAAAAACUUGCAACAACAUUACAUACUAUAGCUGCUACCAUGAGACAAGAAGCUCUCUGUCUCUCUUUCCUGCAGUAAUGGUCACAGUGUGAAUGGUCAUGAACAGUUAGCUUUAGUACCAAUACAGAAGAAAGGGGUUCUGUUAUCAACCUGUCAUGGAAUAUGAGAACUCGUGAAGUACCUGGCUCUGCUAUUGGCAGAGCUGAUUGGCACUUUUGGAUCAGUGGGUCAACAAUCUACCUGUCAAUACCUGUCAACAAGGUACCAAGCCAACUUAUCAAAGGGGAACUGGAAAAUACUUAAGUUUGGCCAUAUUUACAUAGCAUCACUACACUUUCAUUGGCUCAGAAGUUGACAUUCCUUGUUACAGACAAGCUGAUAAUAUUCUCUUCCCAACUUAUUCACAUAUUAAGUUAGUAAACACUGUUCCAAGGUAGUAUGCCGUCAGUCCCAAAAAACUAGCGACUGGACAGUAGUUGCUCUCAUAUUGGAGUUGGGUGGGGGUCUAUUUGUUCAUUCAUGGGCUUUAAAGUAAGGUCUGAAACUCUGACCAGUUAGUGUUGUCAUACUUUGCAAAUCACCUUACGGUAGUUUCUUGUUCAGUGUGUGGGACAGAAAGAGGCCUUGUGUUUGUUCACCCCCUGCAAACUGACUAUAAAUAAAAUGUUAGAGUAGGCCACACAACACAGCCUGAGCCAUUUUGCUACAGGUAGAGUUUGUGCACUCAGACCCCUGCCUCUGUCAGCUUGUUUCUAUCUGAAGAACCAAGCAUCACCAUAAAAAAAAAAAAAAACUGCUUUCCCAGGGGCAUUGGUUUGGCUCAGUUGGUGGGCAGGCACCCAAUGUACAGAGGCUACAGUCCCUGUCGCACCGGGAACAUGAUUGAUUCCCAGUUCCAGCAGGGUGUGGUACAUGUCAUUCUCCCCCGUCUUUCUCAGCCUGUCUUCUCAAAAUAAAGGCCCCCACACACACACGCAUACAUGGGGUGUUCCUAUCAGAAUGGUUCUGAGAUCUUAGGAAUUCACUAACCCCCCCAGCCCCCUCCCAACCCAGACACAUCACUUUGUUGAAACUGGACUGAUAAGCCCUCCAACUCUUGUGUCUUACCACAAACAAUCAGAAUUGCGGUGUCAGUUUAAAGCAGCAUACCUCAAGUAAAAACAGGUGCAAAAAAGCAGAGGUGGAGUUCCCUCGAACCUUUUUUAUUUUUUUUUAUUUUACAUGCUACCACAUGUAUUGCCUUUGUCUCCAAAAUGAAGUACAAUGGCACAAAGGUCUUUUGGGAGAUCCAAGAGUGCAGCCUUCAGUCACAUCUCCCAAUGACACCAAGGCUUUUGUCUCGCCCAGUAAUGAAGCUCUUCAGAACAUCUGAAAGAAUUGCCGAUCCUCUGUGUGAUGGCACAUCUUCGACUUUCCAACUUCAUAUAUCUUAACUCACAGAGCAGACUGGACAGCCUCAAAAGUACUGCUGAAUCUUGGAAAUGGUGUAGCAAUGUUUGGGGGUAUUUGCUCAGUGACUGUUUUGUCAAAUUUUCUUGGCAUCUAUGCAUAUGAGGGUGUGGGGUAAAGGCAAGUUCUUGCUUGCUUAGAUUACUUCCCCAGUGAUCUUCUAUUUUUUUUUAGGAAAAAGUCACAAAUGGAUAAAUUACAGUAG